Aspergillus uvarum CBS 121591 is the source of this 603-nucleotide messenger RNA. RefSeq lists its product as uncharacterized. The record is from RefSeq and is a predicted model, not a curated record. NCBI's taxonomy places the organism in Eukaryota, Fungi, Ascomycota, Eurotiomycetes, Eurotiales, Aspergillaceae. Bases 1 to 603 code for a protein of 200 amino acids. Gene Ontology annotation, molecular function: iron ion binding; monooxygenase activity; oxidoreductase activity, acting on paired donors, with incorporation or reduction of molecular oxygen. The transcript is spliced from 2 exons.
AUGCAAGCCAUGGUUCAGUCCAACCUGUCCAGACGGGUCAACACCGGGCACAGAGCCGUCGAGGCAAAGACAAUGCUACCGACGCUUGCGGCUGCGCUCCGCACCAUCUUUGGCAGCUGGGUCAACCCUCUGCCCGACGUCCCGUACAUCUCCUGCUUUCCCACCCUGGGCUUCUUAUCGGAGCGAUGGUCCCAUGAUCUUUAUCACACAUCCAUGGGUGCCUUGUUUGACGUCGCAGCGCAAGAAGGGAUCUCCUGGACCCUGAUUGGGGGCCUGCCUGUAGUCUACCUUCGAGAUCCGGUCCUGAUCCGGCAGCUGUUCGUCCAGAAUGCUGACUCCAUCAGCCAAUGUGGAAGCAAGACCAAAGGCCCCUUUGGUACCAGCAAGCGCAUUGUUCGCAAUGCACUGAUCACCGCCGACGGUGAGGUUGCCAGGCAGUGGCAUGCGGAUAUGCCUCGGGGCUUUCACAACCGACUGCCCCUGGAAGUGUUCCACCCGAAGCUCGUUGCGAUCGCGAGGCGCCAUGUCCAAGCACUUCUGCAGGCGGGCACGGGCGACAACCUGCAGCUCUACCUCCAAAACUACGCCCUGGAUACGGUGUGA